UAAAAACAUAUUUUGUGAUUACUAGUUUAGGUACUCAAUCCUCAGUGAACAAUGAUCUGGAUGCCGGAUGUUUUUCAUGGCAGUGAAGUUUACCCGGAUACGUCCCACCUCUUUUAUCCAAUGGUUUUCUCAGUUAUUGUCACUUUUUUCAGAUCUUUUGUCGAAAGAUAUGUUUGGGAGCCAUUGGGAAUCCGCAAUGGCAUCAAAUCUAGCAAAUCGACUGAAGAGCAACAUCAACCAUCAGAGCUGCAAUACUUUAAAGAAUGCGGUUGGCGUUUCGUUUAUCAUACCACUUUAUUCGCCAUUGGUAUUUUUAUCCUUUUGGACAAACCUUGGUUCUGGAACAUAGACGAAUGUUGGACUAAUUUCCCUAACCAGAUGAUCUCUGCAGAAGUGUGGUGGUACUACACUAUUCACAUGAGCGUUUACAUGUCGCACAUUUGUAGCCAAGUAUUGCAUCGGAAGCGCAAUGAUUUUGUGGAAAUGUUUAUUCAUCAUGUGGUCACAGUACUUUUGAUGGCAUUAUCAUGGGUGAGCAAUACUGUCCGCAUCGGUACAUUAGUACUCGUUGUCCAUGAUAGCGCCGACAUUUUCAUGGAAGCAGCUCGGAUAGCCAAAUUUCUAAAAUACCCAAGAAUAUGCAAUCUUUGCUUUGGAUUGUUUUUUAUUAGUUGGAUUGUUUCUCGACUAGGAAUCUUUCCAUUCCAUAUCCUCAAUAACAUAUGGUUUGACGCACCCAUUGAAAUUUAUGGUUCUCCUAUUAUUUCAUCUUUAAUUCUCUUGCUGCACACUUUGCUUGGAUUGCACCUAUUUUGGACGUAUUUAAUUCUAAGAAUUCUCUAUACGUUUCUCGUGUAUGGAAAGUUAGUGGACGACUCGCGCAGCACUCCCACCGAGCUUGUUGAGGACCAUAACUCAAAUGGGAAGAAAGCCAACUGACGGAACAUCGUCCAUGUUUUCAGUGCUUUCUUGAAGAGCAAUUUUACGUCGAACAUCACUUAGCUUACUGCAUUGUUAGUACGCAUGUGUACACGAAAACAUCGUGCCUGAGAUAGCGGUAAAGACGCCAACUUAAAAGGUAAUAAAUAACAAAUACGAAGCGAGUGUAUUUUGAACUGUAAAAAUGUACCACGCAAAGGAAACCUCUCUUAAUGGUGAACAAAGAUCACUAAUGAUUUGUUUGCAUUUAUCUUUGGUGUAGUGAAACCUAAUAAGUAGUUGAGAUAGGGUCAUUAAAAAUAAUGUGUACACAAGGUGAUUGAAUGAACGAGAGAAAAAAAAACGGAUGAAAUUUCCGGUGUGCUUCUGGAAAUAAUUUACAAACUAAACAGACAUUUGGGGUAAAAAGACAGCUCUA
Messenger RNA from Daphnia carinata, 1357 nucleotides. Its product is annotated as ceramide synthase 6-like. The transcript has 6 exons. Bases 52 to 939 code for a protein of 295 amino acids. The record is from RefSeq and is a predicted model, not a curated record. Gene Ontology annotation, cellular component: membrane. Gene Ontology annotation, biological process: ceramide biosynthetic process. NCBI's taxonomy places the organism in Eukaryota, Metazoa, Arthropoda, Branchiopoda, Diplostraca, Daphniidae. Gene Ontology annotation, molecular function: sphingosine N-acyltransferase activity.